AAAUGCUGUUUAAAAGUUAUUUAAAUAUUUGUGUAAGAAUUUAAAAAUGGCAUCAUCAUCAUCACAACAAGUAAACCAAUCAAACGCAAACAUAUAUACAACAUCAACUGGUCAUCCAAUAUCACUUGUAGGUACAAUGGGUAUUGUUCAAACUGGGCAGCGUUUACCUCAAAGUAUCAACAUUCUACAAAAUCAGUUAACACCACAACAGAUUGCUGCAAUUCAACAGCAUCAAAGAUCAUCUCCUCAACAUCAACUUGGUAAUGUUCGACCUGGCAUUGUAAACUUUAUGGGAAAUCAGAGUAUUUCUUUGCAAAAUGUACAAGUAUUAGGAUCUAUGGGUAGACAGCCUGAUGGAAUGGGUAAUGUACCUAUUAGUAUUAUAACAUCUGGAGGUCAAACUUAUGCAGUUGCUUCUAAUUUGCAUACAGGAAUGUAUUCACAAGGAGCUACAGCUAUGCAGAUCCGCCCUAUUGCUCCUAAUGCUGCUGCCGUAGUUCAAGCUAAUAGCUUAUCACUCCAACAGAUCCGUACCAAUGUACCACGUAUUGCUACUGCUGGUACACCUUCAGUUAGUAACUUUCCGUCAUCACCUGUAAACAAGACCGUUCAACAAAUUAGUUUAACGGUUCCUCUGCAACAACGAACUUCACCAGCUAAUACAUCAAGUACCCAAGUCCUUACAAAGCGUAAACUUCAAGAUCUCCUCAAUGAAAUUGAUCCAACAGAAACAAUGGAUGAAGAUGUUGAAGAAACGCUUCUACAGUUAGCUGACGAUUUUAUCGAAAAUGUAAUUAAUUCGUCGUGUCAAAUUGCAAAGCACAGAAAGUCUACAACUUUAGAAGUGAAAGACAUGCAGCUGCAUUUAGAUCGUAACUGGAACAUGUGGAUUCCUGGAUUUGGAAGUGAAGAUCUUCGUCCAUACAAAAAGCUACCUUCUACUGAAGCUCAUAGACAGCGAAUGGCGUUAAUCAAGAAGGCGAUGAAAAAAUGAGAGUCAAGUAGGCAAUGAAAAAAAACGAAGUUUAUUAGUUUGUAAAUAGUUUUAUGAAUAAAAAUUAAAAUUUUAA
Messenger RNA from Hydra vulgaris (swiftwater hydra), 1070 nucleotides. Its product is annotated as transcription initiation factor TFIID subunit 12. NCBI's taxonomy places the organism in Eukaryota, Metazoa, Cnidaria, Hydrozoa, Anthoathecata, Hydridae. Gene Ontology annotation, molecular function: protein heterodimerization activity; DNA binding; TBP-class protein binding. Gene Ontology annotation, biological process: RNA polymerase II preinitiation complex assembly; DNA-templated transcription initiation. Gene Ontology annotation, cellular component: SLIK (SAGA-like) complex; transcription factor TFIID complex; SAGA complex. The record is from RefSeq and is a predicted model, not a curated record.